Molecule: messenger RNA, 1168 nt
Organism: Pyrenophora tritici-repentis Pt-1C-BFP
Lineage: Eukaryota; Fungi; Ascomycota; Dothideomycetes; Pleosporales; Pleosporaceae
Source: RefSeq, a predicted model, not a curated record
AGCUUAAAGCUACCGAAGCCUGUAAUUGCACAUUGAACUUGUCAAUCUACCUAGAUCAACUACUGCAUCAGCAAGACUCGUUUCCCUCAGCUCGCAGCUCGGUCCGCGACCACCUACAUUCCGAACAAUGGCCUCUCUUCCUAAGACUAUGAAGGCCGUCUUCAUUCAGAAGACCGGCGGAACAGAUGUCUUGCAAUACGCGGAUGUGCCAGUGCCCGAGCCAAAGGAAGGCGAGGUACUUGUCAAGAACGAGUACAUCGGCAUAAACUACAUUGACACGUACUUCCGCUCAGGUGUCUACAAUCCCCCAAAGUUUCCCUAUAUCCUCGGCCGCGAAGGCAGCGGCACAAUUGCUGCUGUAGGCCCGAACGCACCUUCCGAUCUCAGUCCAGGAACGCGCGUAGCAUACUUGGCACAACACGCUUACGCAGAAUAUACUUCUGCCCCUGCAAACUCCACCGUCCCCAUCCCGGACUCAAUUGACACCAAAACGGCAGCUGCAUCCAUCCUACAGGCACUUACCGCUGUGACCCUGAUCCGCGACGCGCAUGAAGUGAAGAAAGGUGAUUGGGUCCUGGUUACUGCCGCGGCUGGUGGCGUAGGCUUGUGGCUAUGUCAGUUGCUGAAGUCAGUUGGAGCGCAUGUCAUUGCAACGGCUAGUACCGAGGAGAAGAGAAAUCUUGCCAAGGCGAAUGGUGCGGAAGUGCUGUUGGAAUACCAUGAGGAAGAUCGGAAUUUGUUUGUAAAGGAGGUGCUGGAGAUUACGGGUGGUGAGGGUGUGCAUGCGGUCUUUGAUUCAGUGGGCAAAUCGACGUUUGAUAGCUCACUUGCUGUUGUGAGACGGAAGGGGUCAAUGGUGUCUUUUGGGAAUGCGUCUGGUCCUGUUGAGGGGUUCAGCCUUGCUCGUCUGGCAGCCAAGAACGUCAAGCUCGUUCGCCCUACACUCUUCGGCUACAUCGCCACACGCGAGGAAUUCCAGUCUGCGGCAAAGGAGCUGUGGAGUUUCAUCGAAAAGGAUGGCUUCAAUGUCAAGAUCCAUGAUGUGUACCCUCUAAGCGAUAUUGUAAGGGCUACGGAGGACAUUCAGAGUAGGAAAACAACGGAGCAAACUGUCCCGAAGAUUCUGCCCGCCUUCCAGCGCCCCGGUCCUACGAAUUCUUACGGGUAG